This is a messenger RNA of Pseudomyrmex gracilis, 2758 nucleotides long. It is a transcript of the gene Ddr, whose product is annotated as discoidin domain-containing receptor 2-like. Gene Ontology annotation, cellular component: signaling receptor complex. Gene Ontology annotation, biological process: cell surface receptor protein tyrosine kinase signaling pathway; positive regulation of kinase activity; protein phosphorylation. The annotation marks the transcript as partial. Lineage: Eukaryota; Metazoa; Arthropoda; Insecta; Hymenoptera; Formicidae. The transcript has 8 exons. Gene Ontology annotation, molecular function: collagen binding; ATP binding; protein tyrosine kinase collagen receptor activity. The record is from RefSeq and is a predicted model, not a curated record.
GUCUCCGUGCGGGAGGAGGGCGAGGACAAGGGACCAAUUUGCCCCCCGCUUCCAGCGCAAUAUCAGCCAGCCGCCUACAGCACGACGACACCGCAGUUACACAAAACCGUCACGGACUUUACCGGGAUCACCGAGGUGCAGCCGGUUAUUCCGCUCUUGCUUAACUCAACGAUCAAUCUUGCCAGGCCAAUUCCGGCGGUCCAAGAAUAUCCGCCUAACCCGCCGCCCAUACCACCCCCGCCGGAAAAGUAUUACGCCAGUACGGAGAUCUGUAAGAGUUCUUUGCCACCACUGCCACCCUCACCUACGCCGAGCACACCGCCUCCGAUGAGCGCGAAAGCCUCCAGCAGUAUGACUAGCUACAGUCCCGAGGAUAUGCUCACGGAGGAAGAGGAAGAAAUACCCGAGUGUAUUCUCGACUUCCCGCGGGAGAAACUCAACAUCGUUGAAAAUCUCGGUUGUGGAUAUUUCGGCGAUGUUCAUCUCUGUGAGGUCGAUAGGUUUCCCGGAUACGACGAGAUCUUCAGAAAUACAUCGAGCGAUCUGGUCGUUGUUAAAUCCCUAAAACCGGGUUCUUCCGACGCUCUCAGGAUAGAAUUUCAACAGGAGGCGAAGAGGCUGGUACGGCUCGCCGAUCGAAAUGUCGCGCGGCUACUCGGUGCCAGCCUCGAGGACGAUCCCAUGUGCAUCGUAUUGGAAAACGGCGAGCACGGGGAUUUGAAUCAAUACCUGCAGAGUCACAUCGCCGAAACUUCGAACCUACACACGGCAAAGACGCUCAGUUUCGGCACAUUGGUUUACAUGGCCGCGCAAAUAGCAUCCGGCAUGAAGUAUCUUGAGGAAAUGGACUUCGUGCAUCGAGACCUCGCCACAAGGAAUUGCAUAGUGUGUCGCGGAUGCACCAUCAAGGUAUCCGAUUUAGGCAGCGGACGAAGCGCAUACGCAGCGGAUUACUUCCGUAUCGAGGGACGUCCUCCAUUACCGAUACGAUGGAUGGCAUGGGAAUCAAUGCUAAUGGGAAGGUACACAAGCAAAGGCGACGUCUGGGCGUUUGCCGUCACGCUGUGGGAGAUUUUGACGUUCGCGCGGGAGCAACCCUUCGAAGAAUUUCCGGAUCAUCGAAUAGUGGAGAACGCGACUUACUUUUAUCAGGAGGACGAGCGAAGGAUGAUACUACCGCUGCCAAAAAACUGUCCUAAAGAGAUCUACGAUUUGAUGCGGGAGUGCUGGCAGAGAAACGACGUCGAUCGGCCGAGCUUCCGCGAGAUUCACCUCUUCUUGCAACGAAAAAACCUCGGUUACAAGCCCGGUGAGUCGAACGAUACCUGAUAUAAAGAACUGGAAGGCUGGAACCUUAUCCGGCUUUCUAUGAUCGGCGAGCUAAACGGCAAUUGGUGGAACUGCCCGUCAUCUACCACAAGCUAGACCAAGUCAGACCAAAAGUUAGUACCUACAUAGGGGGUGACGAUCCAUAAAUUUGACUGGGACGGACGUAAAUCGUUUGUGAUAGCGCGCGCGUGGGUCAUGCGCGCGAGUCGAUGAUAACCGUAUUGUACUACCAAGAUACUACGUACAUGAAGAACGAAGACGUGGAAAUUUACGAGCUCAGCUCGAGCUCAGAAUUUUUCAACCGUUCGUGACAUUAGGUAUCAGAUUCUCCGUUUGGCCUGUCAUCGUAUACAUACAUCGCUGCGAAAUAUAGCGCUGCGAAUUUAAUCGAUAGCCGUUACGAAAUCAUUAAAAAAAACAAACAAACAAACAAAAUGCACAAAAUCACUAAUUGUCCGAUGCGUUUGCGACAAACAAUAAUGCAAACAACAAAUUCUUUGUGCAAAACGUGAUUCUCUCUCUAAUUAAUUUCUCUCCGCGCAUCUCAAAGAGAUGCGCAGAAAUCGACAUCUUGACGACGAAGAAAUAUGCGUAUCCGUGUCUAUUCUUGUCUUAUAUAAUUUGACAACAAAACAAUCGUCUUUAACAAAUAUAACGUUUUGUAUACAACUUUUGAUACAUAAUUUCUAAUUACGCACAUCUAUUGUUAUUUCACUGUUACGUAAGUGUUAAAUACGUCGAUGUACUUUGUGAAAACGACGCUCUAUUGUUCGGUUUCAUACGUGAUGCACGUCGUUCGAUCUCUUCCCGCUUUGUCUUCUUCAGAGAAUGCAAUUUCUUGCUCGUCUUCUUUCCCCGUUACAUCGAUCCGCCCGCAGAAGUUUACGCGUAUCGACUGAAAUAGCUCCCGAUAGUUCUCUCUCUCUCUCUCUCUCUGUCUCUCUAUUCCCGCGAUAAUGAUCCGGAGCAUUCGCGUUCGCCCAAUCGAAAUGGAUAGAUUAUGAUUUUGAUCCGUGGCAUUCGGUACGAAAUGGAACGUUACGUUAGUGUCGGCAAUACGCGGGGAGCACGUUCGAUAAAUCGGCGCGUACGCUCUGUUCCGAAAUUGAUACUGUCAGCAAACAAGCUUAUGAUAUUCCCGCCGUAACGGCACUCGCGUCACGUUCGGGAUAUAUGUGGAUUGGACUUGAAAAUCGCGCCCGCGCGCGGUUACGUAACAUUUUUGUUACAACGAAUAUAAGUAUGGUAUAGCACGCGCGCGCGCGCGAGUCCGAACAAACUCUCACGCCGACCCUCUCGAAAACUGGGUGGAUCUUUAUCCCGGAUCGGAAUCCGCCGACUCUUACGUAGGAUUACAUUAUCCGUUUACAGAUCUUUUGUAUGUCAGUUUCGUCGACGUGUUCGCGAAGAUGGAAACUUACGCGUUUUU